Astrephomene gubernaculifera is the source of this 2049-nucleotide messenger RNA. The record is from the annotation of a GenBank genome assembly. Lineage: Eukaryota; Viridiplantae; Chlorophyta; Chlorophyceae; Chlamydomonadales; Astrephomenaceae.
GAAUUAACCUGUGCUGACAAGCUCUCCUAUAUGCACGUAUGCUAUGUAUAUGACCUCGUGAUUUUUAUUUAAGACCUUUGACCGGAGAGGCUGCUUGCUCAUCCCCCUAGCCAACGACACCUCUCAGAAAUCCUUCAACCCCGUAUGGACCCAACGCAGUAGACUUUUAAACCGGCGAACUUCGGCUAGAGGUGCAACGUAGCAGCCUAGUUCCGCCCUAACCUUGCUGACCGUCAUGAAUCAGCAAUACAACCGUGCGGGGUCGUCCUUCGGCGUGCAAGCUCCGCCGGUGACUUACUCCCAAGAACUCCUGUUGAGCCACUUGUCCAAGAAUAGCGCGGCGAGCCAGCAGGAUGUCAGCAAGGGCACAUCGACAGGGAGGGUUAUGCUGGCAGACCUUACCAACAAUGGGCAGAGCCUGCAGCGGACGGCCGACCGGAAGGCGCUGUCCCAAUUGAGUGCUCAGCCCACAUCAUUCAGUCAGCCUCAGAGGUCGCAGCACAGCUAUGCGCCCUCAAUCCCUCACGCUGCCUUCUCUGACCCGCGCAUUAUCGAUGGGGUCCGGCAGUCAGGCGAGAGGAAGAAGGCCUGGAUUGACGUGGAUGCGCUUAACCACGAUGAUCCCCAGGCUGUAAGCCAUUACGCUUGCAGCAUCUUUGAGUACCUGCGCGAAGCUGAGCUGUUGCGGCGUCCCAACCCCGACUACAUCUCCACCCAGCCGGAAAUCAACUCGAAGAUGCGCACUAUCCUUGUGGACUGGCUGGUUGAGGUGUCGGAGGAGUAUCGCAUGGUCCCCGACACCCUGUACUACGCGGUGAACUUCCUGGACCGCGUGCUCAGCGUGCAGCGCGUGGCGCGAUCCCAGUUGCAGCUCGUAGGCAUUACUUGCAUGUGGAUUGCUGCCAAGUACGAGGAGAUCUAUCCGCCGAACGUCAGCGAGUUCUCGUACAUCACGGAUAACACGUACAGCCGCGAGCAGCUUGUCGCCAUGGAAGAGGAUAUCCUCAAAAAGCUGAAGUACGAGCUGACGGUACCCACCGCCAAGACCUUCCUGCGUCGGCUGCUCCAGGUUUGCAACCCCGAUGACCAGCUACACUUCGUGUCCAACUACUUGACGGAGAUUUCGCUGAUGGAGGCUUCCAUGCUCAACUUCCUGCCAAGCGAGAUUGCCGCGGCAGCCGUCUACCUCGCCAACCUCAUCCUGGCGCGCGCCCCAUGGUCCCCGACCCUGGAGCACUACUCGUACUACACGCCAGGGCAGUUUGCGGACUGCGUGGAGGCGCUCGCGGAGCUCCACAUCCAGGUCAACUCCCGAGCGCAGGGUGGCGAGCUUACGGCCCUGUACGACAAGUACAGCCACAGCAAGUUUCUGAGCGUGUCGCGUGUCAGCCCGCUGCCCAUGACGGUCGUAAGCCAGCACCUGGCCAUGAUGAUGAGCGAGAACAGCACGAGCAUCGUAAGCGCUCGCGGCUAGCGUGGUGGGCUUGGGCCCUGGAUGGCUGCUUGGGGCGACGUGACAUAACCUGUUGCAUUCAACACAGUGACGGUGCUGCUCCUAGGUUACGGGGUAGACAUAUGAGUAACCUAACAUGUUAGUGGCUAGUUUCGUGAUGCGUGAUGACGGAUAGAUUUACCAGCGACGAUUCGCUAGUGAGAUACCAAUAUUUUGUCCUUCACAUAUAUAAGGGGAAGGGCCAUGCUCUCAACGGUGCGCUGCGCUGCUUGAAGUUUUGACUUUUAGAAGACAAGAAACUAGACGAAUGUGUGCUGUUUUGGACUCCUGCGACCUAAAGGUCCAAGUGUUGACGGACGGCUGACAAGUCCGCACGUACGACCAAGUGCGUCAAUCUUUUUUACAUAUGCAUUCUUUGCGCAACUCGCUACUUAUAAUGUACUUCCUCUUUUCGUGUAUCUCUGUAGAGACGGGGAGACUGGAUGUCAUGCGCCGGAGAGCGUGCAUGCAAUCGUUUGUGCCCUUGCAAUCCCAAGCCAUACCCAGGCCUGGUGUGUAACAUGGGGCCGUGCGUUUCGACUGUCAAUGACGAAGGA